GACGCAUCAGGGGUGGGGACUGCUCUCCCGCUAGGAUGUCUGCGCUGGCCCGCCUGGCACCUUUCGGUCGCGUUGGAGGCCGCCUGCUUCGGGGCUGCCGCGCGCGGGCAGCUGGAGACGGUGGAGUCCGUCAUGUUGGCGAUGGUGGACACAUUCAGCCCCGGUACAGGGAGUUUCCCCAGCUUACCCAGUCCCAGGUGAUCCAUGGUGAGGUCUUAAGCUCACUCAUGUGGUUCUGGAUUCUUUGGAGAUUUUGGCAUGACUCGGAUGCUGUGCUGGGUCACUUUUCAUAUCCAGAUCCAUCGAAGUGGACAGAUGAAGAACUGGGGGUCCCUCCUGACGACGAGGACUGAAAGUGUAAACUCCUCUCUGUACGAGAGCAAGGUGAGACAAUUCAAGAAAUUACAGCCCUCAUUAAAGGUGUAAAUUAAAGUGGCUUGCCAAAAUGAGGAACCGA
Molecule: messenger RNA, 457 nt
Organism: Rattus norvegicus (Norway rat)
Lineage: Eukaryota; Metazoa; Chordata; Mammalia; Rodentia; Muridae
Gene: Ndufb2
Product: NADH:ubiquinone oxidoreductase subunit B2
Cellular component (GO): mitochondrial inner membrane; respiratory chain complex I
Source: RefSeq, marked validated